UCACUGAAAAGGACCAAAAGGUAGUCCUUCUUCUUCCCACCCACAUCGUCACCUUUGACUCUCUUUCAAGCUUCUCUGUGUGUGUGAUCUCUGUUGGUCAACAACAACUACAACAGAGAUGGAUCAUCAAUAUGGAUAUGGUGUUGAAGUUACUGGGUUAUCUCCAUCUGUUACUCAGAAUGAUCUUAUCGAUUUCUUCUCUUUCUCUGGUGCAAUCCAAGAUAUUGAUAUUGUCAGGUCGGGUGAGCAAGCUUGCACUGCUUAUGUGAUGUUUAAGGAUUCUUAUUCUCAAGAAACUGCUGUUUUACUCAGUGGCGCAACGAUAUUGGAUCAGCGUGUUUGUAUAACUCGUUGGGGACAGCAUCACGAAGAGUUCGAUUUCUGGAAUGCGACUUCGCAAGGUUCUGAAGAUGAAUCUAACUCACAUCCUUAUGGUCAACGAGGCGAGUUCAACGCUGGGGAAGCAGUGACAAAAGCUCAAGAAGUGGUGAAAACCAUGCUUGCCACAGGAUUCGUGCUAGGCAAAGACGCUUUAAGCAAAGCUAAAGCCUUUGAUGAAUCUCACGGAGUGUCAGCUGCGGCUGUAGCUAAAGUAUCCCAAUUAGAGCAGAGGAUUGGUCUCACUGACAAAAUCUUUACCGGACUUGAAGCUGUCAGAAUGACUGACCAAAGGUACCAUGUUUCAGACACGGCUAAAUCAGCCGUCUUUGCUACAGGAAGAACCGCAGCAGCUGCUGCAACUAGUGUUGUCAAUAGCAAUUACUUCUCCAGCGGAGCUCUUUGGCUGUCCGGUGCAUUAGAACGAGCUGCUAAAGCUGCAUCUGAUCUCGGUACCCGCGGCUCAAGGCAGUGAAUAGACCAACGACCUGAUUCAGAACCGUAUUCGUCUGUGAAUAUAUAUGAUGCAAAGCUGACCAUGAAUAACUACUGCCUCAUGAAGUAGGUGUGAUAAGACCAAAUUUUUUCAAAACGAAUACGAUAAAGAAAUCUAUCUAUAAACAAAGCUGAUCUAAACUUGGUUACAUUAA
Messenger RNA from Arabidopsis lyrata subsp. lyrata, 1028 nucleotides. Its product is annotated as binding partner of ACD11 1. The record is from RefSeq and is a predicted model, not a curated record. The transcript is spliced from 5 exons. NCBI's taxonomy places the organism in Eukaryota, Viridiplantae, Streptophyta, Magnoliopsida, Brassicales, Brassicaceae. The coding region runs from base 119 to 853 and encodes 244 amino acids. Gene Ontology annotation, molecular function: RNA binding.